Molecule: messenger RNA, 1745 nt
Organism: Drosophila persimilis
Lineage: Eukaryota; Metazoa; Arthropoda; Insecta; Diptera; Drosophilidae
Gene: MAPk-Ak2
Product: MAP kinase-activated protein kinase 2
Exons: 4
Coding region: 102-1178 (358 amino acids)
Biological process (GO): peptidyl-serine phosphorylation; protein autophosphorylation; intracellular signal transduction
Cellular component (GO): cytoplasm; nucleus
Molecular function (GO): calcium-dependent protein serine/threonine kinase activity; ATP binding; mitogen-activated protein kinase binding
Source: RefSeq, a predicted model, not a curated record
GUGCGCUUAAUUGGGCCCGAGGCCUGCCAACGCUAGCUCUCAUACACUGGUUGUGAAAACCGAAUGGCGGGGAACGCUGUUCAGAGAUCAGCCCAAUCAGAAUGCUUUCGCUGCAGAAUCAACGGCAACCGAAAACAAGCGCCCUGGUGGACGACUAUGAGAUCUCGGACACGGUGCUUGGCCUGGGCAUCAACGGCAAGGUAGUACAGUGCACCAAUCGACGCACCAAACAGAACUAUGCACUCAAGGUGUUGCUGGACAAUGAGAAAGCCCGGCGUGAGGUCGAUCUCCAUUGGCGUGUGAGUGGCUGCAAGCACAUCGUCAACAUCAUUGAUGUCUAUGAAAACACGUACAGCGGUCGAAAGUGUCUGUUGGUUGUGAUGGAAUGCAUGGAGGGCGGUGAGCUCUUCCAGCGCAUUCAGGACAAGGCCGAUGGGGCCUUUACGGAACGCGAGGCGGCACAGAUAAUGCACGAGAUAUGUGCGGCAAUAGACUAUCUGCACAGUCGCGAUAUCGCGCAUCGCGAUCUUAAGCCCGAGAACUUGCUCUACACCACAUCCCAGCCAAAUGCGAUCCUGAAGCUGACAGACUUCGGUUUUGCAAAAGAGACCUUCACCAAUGACACCCUCCAAACGCCCUGCUAUACACCGUACUAUGUUGCGCCCGAAGUACUGGGCCCUGAGAAAUACGACAAAAGCUGCGACAUCUGGUCGCUGGGAGUGGUCAUGUACAUUAUAAUGUGCGGCUUUCCGCCGUUCUACAGCAACAAUGGUUUAGCCAUUUCGCCGGGUAUGAAGAAGCGCAUCCGCACAGGGCAGUACGAUUUUCCCGAUCCGGAAUGGACGAACGUUAGCCAGUCGGCUAAGGAUUUGAUCAAGGGCAUGCUGAACGUGGACCCCAGCAAGCGUUUGCGCAUCCAAGACGUAAUACGCAACAAGUGGAUUGCCCAGUACAAUGCCGUGCCACAAACACCUCUGUGCACUGGCCGCAUGCUCAAGGAGGGUGAGGAGACCUGGCCGGAGGUACAAGAGGAAAUGACCCGCUCCCUGGCCACCAUGCGAGUGGACUACGAUCAGAUGCAAAUUAAGGCGCUGGACAAGUCGAACAAUCCACUCCUGACAAAGCGGAGGAAAAAGAUUGAGGAGAUCUAUGGAACAAAUGCUACGGCACGGAACUAGACAAAGCAAACAGAGCAACACAUACUGCUACGGCCAAUCUCCGAGUGAGAGUGAGGUAUAGGUAGAAAUAGAAGGAGGAGUAGGGCACGACAGAGGCCAUCAAAUCAGACGAUGGUUGUUUUUACCACUUAAGAGGACAACGUUGCAGUACGCUAUAAUUACUGCUAUAACUAUCGACAGCAACAGCAACUACUACUAUAACUAAAACUACUCCAUCAUGCUAUGUUACGUUACGUUUUCUUUCUUUGUCCAUUAUCUAAUGUAUGUAUAAUCCAUUUCCAAAAAAAAAAGGUUCUUAGGGUAUAUUUUUAGUCUGGAAAGUGCUCUUUUUUGAGAAGAAAAACAUACUUAAAAAAACUCUUUACUAAGCAAAAAAAAAAAGAAACGUGUAGAAAGCCUAGAGCAAGCCUAGCCCAGCUAGCCCUGCAGUGAGAACAUGUUUCCAGUUUUAGCUGGAGAAAUGCAGAAAUUUCGUAUUCUUCAGUCGCGUGAAAUGUUCUCGUUUCCGUUUGUAAACGUGCAAUUUGUAAUGUACUUUUUUUUAUUAGUGUGUACUUUUCACUUUUG